AUGUCAACCACAACAGAAAAUGGAAUGGGAGGGCCCUGGAACACAAGCAGGGAGAAAACUUAUAAGAAGACCACGUCAUCGGCCCUGAAGGGGUCCAUUCAGCUGGGUAUUGGCUACACAGUGGGCAACCUCACCUCCAAGCCUGACAGAGACGUGCUUAUGCAAGACUUCUAUGUGGUGGAGAGUGUCUUUCUGCCAAGCGAGGGAAGCAACUUGACCCCAGCACAUCACUAUCCUGACUUCCGCUUUAAGACCUACGCCCCGCUGGCCUUCCGCUACUUCAGAGACCUGUUUGGCAUCAAACCAGACGACUACCUGUACUCCCUGGUAAAUGAACCCCUCAUUGAGCUGGGCAACCCGGGGGCCAGCGGCUCGCUCUUCUACCUAACCAGCGAUGACGAGUUCAUCAUUAAGACCGUCCAGCACAAAGAGGCCAAGUUUCUGCAGAGGCUACUACCUGGAUACUACAUGAACUUGAACCAGAAUCCACGCACUCUACUGCCUAAGUUUUACGGCCUGUACUGUAUCCAGUCGGGAGGCAUCAACAUCCGACUGGUGGUGAUGAACAACGUGCUGCCCCGCUCCGUCAAGAUGCACUACAAAUACGACCUGAAGGGAUCCACGUACAAGCGGCGAGCGUCCAGGAAAGAGAGGGAGAAGGCCUGUCCCACUCACAAAGACCUGGACUUUCAGGACAUGCACGAGGAAGGGCUGCACUUUGACGCUGAGACGUACAACAACCUAAUGAAGACGCUGCAGAGAGACUGUCGGGUGCUGGAGAGUUUUAAGAUCAUGGACUACAGUCUGCUGCUGGGUGUGCACGUCCCGGACCACAGUCAGAGAGAGGGCUGUGAGUCGGGCCAGGCGGGGGGCGAUGGAAGGAGACCUGUGGGUCAGAGGGUCCUCUACUCCACCGCCAUGGAGUCCAUCCAGGGGGACGGCAAGGCAGCGGAGGCGCUCACCACAGACGACACGAUGGGUGGCAUCCCUGCUAAAACACACAAAGAAGAAAAGCUGCUCAUCUUCCUGGGUAUCAUAGAUAUUCUACAGUCAUACAGGUUCAUUAAGAAGUUGGAGCACUCGUGGAAAGCGCUGGUGUACGACGGUGACUCGGUCUCGGUGCACCGGCCUGGCUUUUACGCCAGCCGCUUCCUCAAGUUCAUGAGCACGAGGGUCUUCAGAAAGACUCAACCGCUUCGAUUUUCCCCUUCAAAGAGGACCCGCACCUCCAUCCCGGCUCUGAAGUCGUCCUCGCAGGAGAUCCUUUCAUCGCAGGCGGAUGAGAGGAAAGAGGGGGACAGGAGGGACCGGCUGGGAGGAGCCCGCAGCCUCGCCAGUCUGGACGGACAAGCUGUGUUCGGUUCGUACCUGCGGCCCGACCUGGUCCCAGCCAACCCGUCGUUCUACGAGGGCUCCUCCAUGGGGACCAUCUCCUCCUCGUCCAUCUUUGUCAGCGUGGACCACCAAACAGAGGACAGAGACGAUGCUGCGUCCAGCUCCACGUUCACCCUGGAGGACAGUGCCAUCUGCCUGACGUCAGAGCAGAGCACCAUGGAUGUGGACAUGGACCGUGAUGAUGGAUCUGUGCUGGACGUCUACUUGUGAAUAGAGCCGCCUCACGUCAUUUCCUCCUGCCAAUCAUAAGACAAUCGCC
Limanda limanda (common dab) is the source of this 1654-nucleotide messenger RNA. RefSeq names its product phosphatidylinositol-4-phosphate 5-kinase, type I, beta b (gene pip5k1bb). Gene Ontology annotation, biological process: phosphatidylinositol metabolic process. Gene Ontology annotation, molecular function: phosphatidylinositol kinase activity. Bases 1 to 1605 code for a protein of 534 amino acids. The transcript has 13 exons. NCBI's taxonomy places the organism in Eukaryota, Metazoa, Chordata, Actinopteri, Pleuronectiformes, Pleuronectidae. The record is from RefSeq and is a predicted model, not a curated record.